Xylona heveae TC161 is the source of this 2294-nucleotide messenger RNA. Its product is annotated as nucleolar complex-associated protein 3. The transcript is spliced from 3 exons. Lineage: Eukaryota; Fungi; Ascomycota; Xylonomycetes; Xylonales; Xylonaceae. Gene Ontology annotation, cellular component: nucleolus. Gene Ontology annotation, biological process: DNA replication initiation. Bases 100 to 2244 code for a protein of 714 amino acids. Gene Ontology annotation, molecular function: chromatin binding. The record is from RefSeq and is a predicted model, not a curated record.
AACUCCCGCUGUUAAAGAUAUUACCAGCAGAAAUAUCUCCAAUCCAACGCUGGGAAGGAUUUCUCGCUCUUCCAGUGCCUGGAGAAGAACAUAUACAUAAUGCCGGCGGCAAAAAGAAGAAGAUUAAGUCCUCCCGAGGAAGACUCUGCUGGGCGGACGAAUGGCACUACAAAUGCCUUUUACCAGCGCGCAGCAGACUGGGAUCUGGAACAGGACUACGAGAACCGGCCGCGAAAAUUGAAUAAGAAGCAAAAGGAGGCCACUAGAUUACCUAUCAAGACUGCCGAAGGUCGAGUGGAGCAACUUGCGGCCCAACCCACGCAGGGUGAAGGUGAAGACGAUGCCGAUAGUUUCUUAGAUUCUGGCGAAGACGACGGAGAAGAAUGGGGUGGAGCGGAAGGCGGCGAAGAGCAGGAUGAGGAUAAAGAAGAGGAGGAGGAUGAGACGCCUAAGAUUUCCCCAAGGCUACAGAUCAUCAAUGCAAAGGAGGAACUAGCGAAACUGGCUGGACAAGUCAAUGAGGAUCCUGAAGAGAAUUACGGCCUCCUUCACGCCAUUGCCGGUAUCGGUGCCAAAAAAAAUGUCACGGUCCGUAAACUCGUCCUGGCGACUCAACUUACCGUCUACAAAGACAUUAUUCCCGGCUAUCGCAUUCGCCCUCUCUCCGGAGACGACAUGGGAGCGAAACUCUCCAAGGACGUGCGCAAACUACGCAACUUUGAACAGUCACUUGUGGCGGGAUACCAGAACUACGUCAACCACCUUGCUACUCUCAGCAAAGGGACCGGCUCUGGAUCGAAGAAAGGCAUCAGUGCCGAAGACGCGCGCAGCCUUAGCACCGUCGCCAUCUCCUGCGCAUGCAACUUAUUACUUGCCGUGCCACACUUCAACUUCCGUAGCGAAUUGCUCAAGAUCCUCGUGGACAAGCUCAGCCAGCGCACCGUGGACGCUGACUUUGUCAAGUGCCGCGAGACCCUCGAAAAGCUAUUCGAAGACGACGAUGACGGGACACCAUCCCUCGAUGCUGUCUCGCUCCUGACCAAGAUGAUCAAGGGCAAAAACUACCGAUUCGACCCCAGCGUCCUCAAUACGUUUUUGCACUUACGUCUACUAUCCGAAUUCGCAUCCAAGGGAUCUACCGACAAGAUCGACAAGCCUGGCGACGGCGACGACGCUCCCUCCAAGGCCGAACAAAAAGCCCUCGCGAAAGCAAACAAGAAAUCUAACCGCGAAUUCCGCACCAAGCGCCAACGCAAGAUCGACCGCGAGCGCAAGGCGAUUGAGAACGAAAUGAAAGAAGCCGACGCAACCGUUUCCCACGAAGAACGUGACCGAAUGCAAGCCGAGACGCUCAAACUCGUAUUUGUCACGUACUUCCGCAUUCUCAAAGCUCGCACACCUAGUCUCAUGGGCGCCGUGCUCGAAGGUCUAGCCAAGUACGCGCAUCUCAUUAAUCAGGACUUCUUUGGCGAUUUGCUCGAAGCGCUCAAAGAUCUCAUCGGCCAUGCUGAGAAUGAUGCUGCCGGCUACGACAAUGACAAUGACGGAGAAGACUCAGGCGACGAUGGCGAGGACGACAAUGAAUACAGCACGUCCUUUUCCACGCGCAAUACCAGUCGCGAAAGCCUGCUGUGUGUCAUUACUGCUUUUGCACUACUCCAGGGCCAAGACGCAAGUAAAUCCGCCGCGGCGCUGCACUUGGAUCUCAAUUUCUUCAUUACGCAUCUAUACCGCUCGUUGUACCCGCUUGCGUUGAAUGCGGAUAUCGAAUUGGGUCCCAAGUCGUUGCGUCUGCCUGAUCCUAAUAAUCCGAAUGACCACCCCCUCACACAAUCAACCUCCCACAACAAAAUCAACCUGCACACCACCACCGUGCUGCUCCUGCGAUCCUUAUCCGCCGUCCUGCUUCCUCCCCAGGGCCUCCGGGCCGUCCCGCCGCUCCGGAUCGCCGCUUUUACCAAACAACUCUAUACCUCCGCGCUGCAACUGCCUGAGAAGUCUGCGCUCGCAGUCCUCGGCGUCUUGGCCAAAGUGAUGAAAGUGCACGGCCGCAAGGUGUCUGCGCUGUGGUAUACAGAGGAGCGCAAAGGGGACGGGACAUUUGAUCCGCUGCGGGGCGAAGUCGAAGGGUCGAAUCCGUUUGCGACGACGAUUUGGGAAGGGGAGUUGCUCAGACGGCAUUAUUGUCCUGCGGUACGAGAGAGCGUGGAGGGGGUGGAGAAGGGAGUGGUGGCGUCGCGGUAGAAGAAGAAGAAGAAGAUUAAAAUAGUUUGGAUUUGAUAUUUUGGAAGGGG